This is a messenger RNA of Iphiclides podalirius (scarce swallowtail), 219 nucleotides long. The record is from the annotation of a GenBank genome assembly. Lineage: Eukaryota; Metazoa; Arthropoda; Insecta; Lepidoptera; Papilionidae.
AUGGCGUCGACGGUGUGUGUUUCUAGGUGUCGUCUCUUAGCGAAAUUAGAAAUAAAUCGUGGGUUGUGUUUGUCGUCGAUAUUUAGAGAUUUGUCAAAUAAUAGGGAAUCGUGGUGUCGGCGCUGGCGACCUUCACGUCGUUCUAUCUUCACUAGCGUUUGUGUUCAUGGCUCGAAAAAUGCACCCACAAAAGUGGAUCCCGAAAAAUCAGACGACGGC